Messenger RNA from Hibiscus syriacus, 782 nucleotides. RefSeq names its product phosphoinositide phosphatase SAC2-like. Gene Ontology annotation, molecular function: phosphatidylinositol-3,5-bisphosphate 5-phosphatase activity. The record is from RefSeq and is a predicted model, not a curated record. Gene Ontology annotation, biological process: phosphatidylinositol dephosphorylation. Gene Ontology annotation, cellular component: intracellular membrane-bounded organelle. The transcript has 5 exons. Lineage: Eukaryota; Viridiplantae; Streptophyta; Magnoliopsida; Malvales; Malvaceae. The coding region runs from base 150 to 782 and encodes 210 amino acids.
UUUUUUUUCUGUAAACGGAAACUAAAAAUCAAAAUUAGGCACGGUUUUGGCCUUCGUGCAUGUUCUUCUGUUAAAUUCCCUGAGCUCAAGGCUCAGGUAGGAGAUCCGAAGCUAGAAUUUUGAAAUUCGUAGAAAAAAGAAGCUUUAUCAUGGAAUCUUCCGCGGCAGAAAAUUAUGAUAUUAUUGACAAUAAUGGCUGCUCCUCGCAAUCUCAGACUUCUACCUGUAUGCAGAAAUUCAGACUCUACGAAACUCGAUCGAACUUUUAUAUGAUUGGAAGGAAUAAGAGUAAAACUUAUUGGAGAGUAUUAAAGAUUGAUAGGCUUGAUCCUCUUGAUUUGAAUAUUCGUGAGGAUUCUACCAAUUACACGGAGUUUCAAUGCUCGGAGUUGUUGAGGCGAAUACACGAAGGAAAUAAACCCACUGGCGGAUUGAAGUUUGUUACGGCUUGUUACGGCAUUGUUGGGUUUAUUAAAUUUUUGGGGCCUUACUAUAUGCUGCUUAUUACAAAACGAAAACGAAUUGGUGCAAUUUGCGGUCACAAUGUAUAUGCAGUUUCGAAAAGUGAGAUAAUUCUCCUCCCGAAUUCAACUGUCAACCCAGGCAUUUCGGACGUUAGGAAUGAAAAUAGGUACAAGAAGCUCCUAGGCAUGGUGGAUCUUACAAAGGACUUCUUCUUCAGCUAUUCAUACCAUGUUAUGCAUAGUCUUCAAAAGAACUUGUGUAAUAAUGAACGAGGCCAAGUUCUUUAUGAGAGCAUGAUGACGAGAAAAGCACUUUAA